Messenger RNA from Cyphellophora attinorum, 1368 nucleotides. Its product is annotated as putative Xaa-Pro aminopeptidase pepP. The coding region runs from base 1 to 1368 and encodes 455 amino acids. The transcript has a single exon. Gene Ontology annotation, molecular function: metalloaminopeptidase activity; manganese ion binding. Lineage: Eukaryota; Fungi; Ascomycota; Eurotiomycetes; Chaetothyriales; Cyphellophoraceae. The record is from RefSeq and is a predicted model, not a curated record.
AUGUCGGUCACCGACAGUACGCUCAAGGGAAAGUACCCCGCCAAAGCUCACUGCCAACGCGUCGCCAAAUAUCUGACCGACCGAGGUCAUGCCCGCGAUGGAAUCAUUUAUCUGGAGGCCCAGAAGACGUAUAUGGAGGAGGACUGUGACCAAGAGAAGCACUUCCGACAACGACGAUACUUCUUCUACCUCUCCGGCUGCAAGCUGCCUGAGGCAUAUCUGUCGUACAACAUUCCUGAGGACAAGUUGAUCCUCUACAUACCCCCCGUAGACCCGGAGUCUGUCAUCUGGGCAGGCUUGCCUGAGUCCAAAGAGGAGGCGUUAGAGAGGUACGACGUCGAUGAAGUGCUGUACACCAACGAGGUGAACGCGACCCUAGCGCACUUCGGCUCCAAAACCGCCAGCAGGACCGUGUACGCGAUCCCUGAGCAAGUCUCCGAGCACAUCACCUUCCUGGAAUUCGAUACAAAAGAACUCGGAAUCCUGAGAGAGGCCAUCGACGAGUGCAGAGUCGUCAAGGACUCAUACGAGGUUGCUUUGAUCCGCAGAGCCAACGAGAUUUCAACAAUCGCCCAUAUUGCUGCUCAGAAAGCGGCACGCACUGCAACCAAUGAGGAGCAGAUAUACGGAGCGUUCACUGGCGCAUGUAUAUCGAAUGGCGCACACGAGCAGGCGUACCAUGCCAUAACCGCGACAGGCCAUUCCUGCGCGACUCUACAUUAUAUUCGCAACGAUCGGCCGCUGCAGAACCGGCUGAACGUCCUUCUUGACGCGGGCGCAGAGUACGAUCUAUAUGCCUCAGAUAUUACCCGCACAUUCCCGCUCUCGGGAACAUUUACGCCAGAAUCACAGACGAUCUACGACAUCGUUAAAGAAAUGCAGGAGUCUUGCUUCGAUAUGCUCCACGCCGGCAUGCGAUGGGAAGACGUCCACGAGAACGCACACAAAGUCGCCGUGAAAGGCCUCCUCAAAGCCGGUAUCCUCAAGAAAGACUAUUCAGAAGAAGAGCUCUUCGAGAAGCGCGUCACAGUCACCUUCAUGCCGCAUGGUCUAGGCCACUAUCUGGGCAUGGACACGCAUGACACAGGCGGGCAUGCGAAUUACGACGAUCCGGAUCCGAUGUUUAAGUAUCUGCGAGUGAGGGGGACGGUACCUGCUGGAGCGGUGAUCACGGUUGAGCCAGGCAUUUACUUCUGUCGGUUCAUCAUUGACCCAGUGUUGGAAGAUCCGGAGAAGGCGAAGUAUAUCGACAAGGAGGUAUUGGACAGGUAUUGGGAUGUAGGUGGCGUGCGUAUUGAGGACGAUGUGUUGAUCAAGGAGAAGUCAGACGGUGGGUGGGAGAACUUGACCGAUACCCCGAAAUUGUGA